AUGAUUUCAGUACCACCUGAUACAACUCCAGGAUCUUCCAAAAAACGAAAAUCAUCUACUGUAAACUCCGCCACCACAACUGGUACUUCAACAGAAAAGGAUAAAACCAGGAAAUAUGCACAAGCAUCAAGAACAUUAAAAGCUUGUGAAUUAUGCCGUAAACAGAAAACUAGAUGUUUCCGAUCACCAGAAAACCCCAGUUCAUGUUUAAGAUGUCGCUUCUUAAGUAAGGCAUGUUCUUUUGAAAAAGAAGAGAAUCAAGAUGCAAUAGGUGGGAUGUUACCAUUUAAUUUAUCAAAUCAAGAAACCACAAAGAAAAUUGAUUUGAUACAUGAUGGCAUAAAUCAAAUAUUGAAUUACAUGAAGAAUGGGGCUCGUAAUGAAGAUGCAAAAUUAUUGUUAGAUGCAUAUGAAUCCAUGAAAGGUCGUUCUAGUAACCCAGUAAGCGCUAAUGAUCAAAAUAUCCCACAAUUUGAUUCUUUUAAAUCUGUUAGCUCAGCAUCCCCAAUUGCAAUAUUACAACAAUUAUUUCCUAACCAGCCUAACACACUGAGCACAACUUUGAAAAAUGCUGUGCUAAACCAGGAAGACGUUAUAAGUCUUGGGAUUCUAUCGGACCAUGAAGUAACAGAAUUGAUAUCGAAUUUUCGAAGGAAUUACGGACGAUGGGUUUCAUUUUCAUCGUCUCUUUCCACAGAAAAUUUGAUUGUUCAAAUAAAAGAGAAAUCUACAUUAUUACUAACCUCUUGUUGUCUUGUAUCGUUUAGAUAUUAUAAAUACAAGGGACCAAAUGACAGAGCAAUGAAAUGUCAUUUAUUGACACAACGAUUAACUCAAGAUUUGAAUAAUUCAUUGGUUAAAUACACUUCUUUUGGAUCGGGGCUGGGUCAGGUUGAGUUUCUACAAGCACUAGUGAUCUUAAGCAUAUAUCUGAAGAGCUUAUCCAAGUUGGACGAUAGUUUAAAGCUUGAUCCAUGGUUUUUAUCAAACAUUGGCUUGUCAACAUUUAUUACCAAAACGGCAUUAGAUGAUUUCAAAGAAAUUGAUGACGAAACUGUGGAAAUCCACGGUGAAACUUAUAACAAGCUCACAAUAUUGAGAAUCUACAAUCAUCUUUGUCUUGCCCAUAUACUGAACUGUAUUUUUUCUGGAAGAAUGUGUAUUUUAGAUUCAAGUAGAGUUGAGAAAUGUGCCACCACCUUAAGUUUAUUAAAUGCCACAAAUUUUGAUGGUCGUAUGGUAAGUGAAAUUGGAUUAUUAUUUAUAACUUAUAAUUAUUUACAAAGUGUGUCAAUGGUUGACAGUUAUCAAAACUUGGAUCAUAUAUUUGAGAAGGUUGUUUUGGAUAUCAAAUCAUGGUUUGUUCAAUGGGAGUAUUUGUUUAGCCAACCAGCUCUACAUUUUCUUGAAUUCAACUACAAUUUUUGUUCCAUGUUGGUAUACUAUGUUUAUUGCUUUACAAGAUUGAAAUUAUUGGGGGAAGUCGCUCAUCAUGGAAUACUAAACGAAGACAUUUUCACCUAUGUGUUCCAAAAAAUUGAUAACGAAGAAUUAUUAGAGACCAUGUAUGGUUACUGCUUGCAAGUUAUUUCACAUACAAAUAACAUCGAAAAUGAUUCAUAUUUUGCAUAUUUGUCGGAUCAAAUUCAUUUUACAUUCUACUUUUGUUGUGUUUUUAUGAUUAAAUUACAAAAGGUAAUGACCUACAAGGAUAUGCUACCAGCCAAAGAUCGAAAAAGACUUAUCAGUGUAAUCCAGCUGUUGAUUGAUAAAUUCGAGAGAAUCAGUACUGACUACCCUCAUGAUAUAAUAGUCACUUACAAAAACAAUUUAGAAACUUGUUUAAAAGUAAAUUUUGUAUAA
Molecule: messenger RNA, 1863 nt
Organism: Candida dubliniensis CD36
Lineage: Eukaryota; Fungi; Ascomycota; Pichiomycetes; Serinales; Debaryomycetaceae
Gene: ZCF19
Product: Zcf19p
Exons: 1
Coding region: 1-1863 (620 amino acids)
Biological process (GO): regulation of DNA-templated transcription
Cellular component (GO): nucleus
Molecular function (GO): zinc ion binding; transcription cis-regulatory region binding; DNA-binding transcription factor activity, RNA polymerase II-specific
Source: RefSeq, a predicted model, not a curated record